CAUGCCUUGAUAUGGAAAGCCCCAUUAACUCACUUCUGUAAACAGUAGAGAGAGAAAGAAAGAGAGAGAGAGAGGUUGGAGUUCAUACCUAUGGAUAAUUGUGGAAGUGUGUAUCAGGAAGUUCUUCAGGGACUUCUUCAGGAUAAGCUUUCGAUAGACAGCCCGGGUGAUCAGGGCGAAGUCAAUUCGAUUCCCCUGAUCCUAUCGAAUAACACGACACAAACAAACCUGCCUGUUUCAUCCAGAGAGAAUAGAGCUGCAGUUCUGAUAUGCAUUUUCUGCGGACAGGAUGGUGAGCUCCGAGUAAUUCUCAACAGGAGAUCCAUGAAACUGUCGUCUCAUCCAGGUGAUGUGGCUUUGCCUGGUGGGAAGAUGGAUGAAGGCGAUGCUGAUGACACUGCAACAGCUCUAAGAGAAGCAAUGGAGGAAAUUGGACUAGAACCAAGUCUUGUCCGGGUCGUGGCCAACUUAGAACCAUUUAUUUCAUCGAAUUUACUGAGGGUAGUACCAGUGAUAGCCAUAUUACCCAGAGUUGACGACUUCAAGCCUGUACUCAAUGAAGAUGAAGUCGAUGCCAUCUUUGACGCCCCAUUGGCCAUGUUCCUCGAGGAAGAUGGAAGAUAUAGAUGCAUAGAAAAAGAGUGGGGAGGAUGGAAAUAUGCAUGCCAUAUAUUCGACAUUGAAACAGAGCAAGGGAAUUUCAUGGUGGGAGGAUUAACAGCUAGCAUUCUAAUUCAAGCAGCUACCAUCAUCUACAAAAGGUCUCCAUCGUUUGACCAGACCCUACGGGACUUCAGUCAGUUACAAUGGGCUUUAUCUACUGUCAAAUAA
Molecule: messenger RNA, 831 nt
Organism: Andrographis paniculata
Lineage: Eukaryota; Viridiplantae; Streptophyta; Magnoliopsida; Lamiales; Acanthaceae
Product: nudix hydrolase 15, mitochondrial-like
Exons: 4
Coding region: 91-831 (246 amino acids)
Biological process (GO): coenzyme A catabolic process
Molecular function (GO): acetyl-CoA hydrolase activity; coenzyme A diphosphatase activity
Source: RefSeq, a predicted model, not a curated record